This is a messenger RNA of Camellia sinensis, 2768 nucleotides long. Its product is annotated as RNA-binding protein 2-like. Gene Ontology annotation, molecular function: RNA binding. NCBI's taxonomy places the organism in Eukaryota, Viridiplantae, Streptophyta, Magnoliopsida, Ericales, Theaceae. The record is from RefSeq and is a predicted model, not a curated record.
CGUCGUCUGCUUUUGCUUUUGCUUUUGCUUGCUUAGCGAAAGGGCUACUUGCCUCCUCAAAGAAUCGCAACUAGCUUGUCUCCACCUGUUCAUGCUCUCUCUCUCUCUCUCGGAAAUGGCGGAUUCUUACCGGAGGUUAGACGACAGGAGGCCAACUCUUCCUUCUCUCUUCUCGAAACGCCCUCGCUCCGAUUUCGAUGUUUCCAGUGGUCGUGAUUUGCCUAGCUAUUUUGGUCGUGAUGAUGAAGGAGCAGCAAACCGUUUUAUUGGAGAUUCCGACUCCGUUGGAGCAUCCUAUGAUCGUUACACGCGCAGUGCGCAAAUUUCAUUGUAUGGUGGGGGAGGUUCUGCUAGACCUUUGAGUGGUGGACUAAGUGGUCACCCUAUUGAUGACCCACGAAUGAUUGGAAUUGGGGGAUCAAACCCAGUGGUGACCACAAAAGGCCAUUCUAUGGGAUUGGGAGGUGGCAGGCCACUUCCUCCUGAUGCUAGCAGUACUCUGUUUGUGGAAGGUUUGCCUGCCAACUGUACACGUAGGGAAGCUUCUCAUAUCUUUCGCCCUUUCGUAGGAUACAAAGAAGUGAGAUUGGUGACCAAGGAACCAAGACGUUCUGGGGAUGAUCCACUGGUACUUUGUUUUGUUGAUUUUGUGAGUCCAGCCCAUGCUGCCACCGCUAUGGAUGCUUUGCAAGGUUAUAAAUUCGAUGAGCAUGACCGUGACUCGGUCAGUUUACAGCUGCAGUUUGCUCGCUACCCUGGUGCAAGGUCAGGUGGCGGGCAUCGUGGCAAGCGUUGAAUUAUGCGGUUGUACAGGACCCACUUGAGUCUGCGAGUUUUGUGAUAGCGAGAGAUUAAUCAACGGCUUUGGAGUUUCAAGAAUUUGCAUUUCCCUGAGUUGGCGCAUUCGUUAGGACAAGCUUGUACCGAGUGGGAUUUUAAUUAUUGAGGGUCGAUUGCUCAAGUUAUAAGGCAUCUUAUCUUUUUUAUUUUUUUUUUAAUUUCUGUUGAAUACAGUUUCAGUAGAUUCUGGUAGUUUUUAUAUUUUAUAUUUAGAGUCGCAACAAAAGAUUGCUUAUGUCUUUUUUAUGUACUUUGAUCAGGAUUUCAUAUUUGGAUUUAUAUAUAUAUAAUUAGUAAUGAACAAUGGUGGCUGUGAGAUAGGCACUGUAGCAUUUUACUUCUUAUUUGUCUUGCUUGUUUCCAAAGAUUUAUUUUUAUUUAUUUAUUUAUAGUUCUACACAAAAAACUGUCCCUUUUUGACCUUUAUUUAAUUUUGAUUUUCUAUGCAACAAAAAUAUUUGGUUAGUGGUCAAGGUUCCCACCUUCAAAUGUUUUGUUUUUGCUGUGCAAAAUUCAAACAUUUUGGUUUUUUUAAGUAUUUUUCCCUUUUGUUUUCAUCUCCAAUCUAUCAAAAUGAAGGCGUAAAAAGUUGUUGCAAGAUUUACUUUGCAUUGGAUAUAGUCACCGUUCUCUUGGCAAACAGCAGUAAUGGGUUUCAUGAGAAUUAAACAGCGAACAAUUCUGAUGCAUUCGAUUACCUUAAUUGCUGUUGGAACUGAGGACUUUUUAUUAGGUGGAUGGAUGAACAACAUGGUGGGCGUAGCAUGAGUCAUCGUUCUGGAAUUCUGUGUCUCGAGAAUAGUUACUUUUUUUCUUUUCUUUUUUUAAAUGAAGUGCCCCAUGAGUUCUUUUUGGGGAGUGAAAAUCAUGACUAUGCAGAUGCACCUCAAGGGGUUUAGCUCAGUUGAAGCAGCGUUACGAUGGUAAGAGGUCCUAAUCUCAAGUAGUGUUGUGUUUAAUGCUCUUAAAUUAUGGAAGGAAACUAAUAACUGUGAUUGGCUUUGUUAAAGAUGUGGGAAAGCUUUGCCUAUGACCUGAACCACUUGGGCUGUAACAUUCAAUGUUCUUAUUUUAACCUCGAAAGGGUUAAAAUGUGUACUUGUCCCAUUAUAGUUUUAAUCGAUCGUUUAAACCUGUCAUAUUAGCGCUAGAGGAUUUGGAUGUGCUAACUAGUGGAUCUUUGCUGUUGAUGAAUGAAGAAAAGCAGCUUGAUUUGUGAAUUUGAUUUAUCCAGUUGUUGCUUCUUUACGGAGGUAUGCAUGUUCGUAGAAGUCUACAUUGAUCUGAAGAAUGAUUGCAAUCAACUAUUGAAAAGUUUCGCGAUGAGGGCAUUAUUCUGAAAAAGACCAUUGUGAGGACUUAAUUUUUGGUGUCCCCAUGUUUUGACUGCAACAUGGUCUUGUUUCCGUAUGCUAAAAUUAUCCGCGUUACAAUCCGCUCUGCCUGACCCAUCUUGAAAAUGCCAUUGCAGUAGGUCAAGGGUUGGAUGGAUGUAAACUCAUAAGCUAUUGAGGGUAGGGAUGAUUGUCCAAUUCCUAUUGUGAAAGAAAAAGGCCAUCCUGUCACAGCAAGCAGGUUGCUUCCUCUGUCGUUGGAACUAUGAGGACUUGCUGUAACCUGGGAGAUAUUAGGGUGACACAACAAUAGUGGUUCAGCCUGGUGAACAAGAAAAAAAAGAAAGAAAUAAAUAAAAACGGUCACUGGACAGCGUUGUGUUUUCGUUGCCUUUCCAUAUUUGUCAAUCAAAACUUUUUAGGGGUUGCUGUCGAUACCGCUUUGUGUUUUCUGUUAGAAAGAGGAAGACAGUAAAUUUGCUUGGAAAAUAAUAUAUAUAUAUGUGUGUGUGUGUUGUAUAUGUGUUGGUCAUUUUUUUUCCAAAUAGUUUUGCGAUAUUUCUCAAGGAAUGUAAAAUAAUGAAUUUGGGGUCA